CCCGCGGUAGAAACAGCGCCUCCUCCACCGUACUGCAGCCUGCAUCUGCGGCCGGUCACUGCGCACGCGCAAUGAGAUGGAUGGCCGCUGCACCUGACGGCCCACCAGGAAGUGUGGCGGACAAAUCCUCGGCCUUUAAUCCCCGCUGAGCACGGCACCUGGAGGAGCCUCCGACGGGAGAAUGCUCAGCGAGCCGGAGCGCGCAGUCUGACCGUCUGGACCGUCUCCGCUCCGGGACCUCCCCUCACCCCCUCUCCCCACCGAGCCCCAGACCCGCCGCCGCUGAGCGGAGGCUCCGUGAAGCGCCGUGAAGCUCCGUGAGGCUCCGUGAAGCUCCGGGCACGUCCACCCUGACUGCAAUGGGAUGCUGCGGUAGCUCGGAGAGGACAAAGAGAGAAUGGAGACCGCUGGAGGACCGCAGCUGCACAGACCUGCCCUGGUUCCUGCUCUUCACCGUCUUCUGCGUCGGCAUGGGCAGCAUCUGCGGCUUCACCAUCGUCACCGGCGGCGCCGCUCGCCUCGUUUUCGGAUAUGACAGCUACGGCAACACCUGCGGCCAACGCAACGAGCUGAUCGAAGGCGUGCGGCUGAGCGGCCUCGACCACACCGACAGGAAGUUCGUCUUCUUCCUGGAUCCCUGCAACAUCGACAUUGUUCAGAGGAAAAUCAAGUCCGUGGCUCUGUGUGUGUCCCUGUGUCCCGCGGAGGAGCUGAAGACCUACCAGGACCUGAAGAGAUUCGGCAUGGUCAACGGAUCGGAGUUGUGUUCUUACGAGUUAGCCGCUCACAAAUAUCCCAGUCUCCCGGAGAGGAUCGAUAAAUGUCCUAAGCUUCCUGUUCCACCCAGUAAGCCUCUGCCGGUGUUUAACCGCUGCACCCCGGUGGACGUCUCAUGUUACGCCAAGUUUGCGGAGGCCGUGGUGACGUUUGUGGGGGACAGCAGCGUCCUGCAUCGCCUGAUCGCCGGCGUCGCCGCCAGUAAAGAGAUCAUUAUCGGACUGUGUGUUCUCGCUCUGGCUCUCUCCAUGAUCCUCAUGGUGAUCAUCCGGUACAUCUCGGCUGUCCUCGUCUGGAUCCUCACAUCGCUGGUCGUCCUUGGAUCCCUAGCGGGGACUGGAGUUCUCUGGUGGCUCUACAUUGACCACCGGCUGUACGGCAACGACACGUCCCCCAAACUACCGAAGGAGGCGAAGGAGGAGAUGAAGGCGGAGCUUAGCGCUGACAGCGGGCAGGCACUGCUGGUGUACGCCGUGUCCGCCACCGUCUUUACCAUCAUCCUGCUGCUGCUGAUGCUGUUCAUGAGGAAGCGGGUGGCGCUCACCAUCGCUCUGUUCCACGUGGCAGGAAAGGUCUUCAUCCACCUCCCCCUCCUCACCCUGCAGCCCUUCGUCACCUUCCUGGCUCUGCUACUCUUCUGGAUCUACUGGAUCCUGGUCCUGCUCUUCCUGGGAACAAGUGGGAACCCGGAGCAGAACGAGGAGACAGGCCUGACAGAGUUCAGGCUGACGGGUCCUCUGCAGUACCUGACCUGGUACCAUGCCGUGGGUCUGGUCUGGAUCAGUGAAUUCAUCCUGGCCUGCCAGCAGAUGACUGUAGCUGGAGCUGUGGUUACAUAUUACUUUACCAGAGACAAGAACCGGCUCCCGGUGACACCGAUCCUGUCGUCGGUGCUGAGGCUGGUCCGGUACCACCUUGGCACAGUGGCUAAGGGAUCGUUUAUCAUCACGCUGGUGAAGAUUCCCAGACUCAUUCUCAUGUACAUCCACAACCAGCUCAAAGGACGGGAGAACGUGUGCGCCCGCCUCCUGCUGAAGACGUGCAUCUGCUGUCUGUGGUGUUUGGAGAAGUGCCUCAACUAUCUCAAUCAGAAUGCAUAUGCAGCCACAGCCAUCAACAGCACCAGUUUCUGCACGUCUGCACGUGACGCCUUCGUCAUCCUUGUGGAAAACGCUCUGCGCGUCGCCACAAUCAACGCCAUCGGAGACUUUGUGCUCUUCCUGGCCAAGAUCCUGAUCAUGACGUCGACGGCCUUCGCUGGCGUCCUCCUCCUGAACUACCAGCGGGAUUACACCGAGUGGCUGCUGCCGCUCAUCAUCGUGUGUCUCUUCUCCUUCCUGGUGGCUCACUGCUUCCUGUCCAUCUUUGAGAUCGUGGUGGACGUCCUUUUCCUGUGCUUUGCCAUUGAUACCAAGUAUAACGACGGCACGCCGGGGAAGGAGUUCUUCAUGGACAAAGCUUUGAUGGAGUUUGUGGAGAGCAGCAGGCGGCUGGGGCGAGCAGCGGAGCGUGGGCGGAGCCGGGUGAAGGAGGCGGUGUCAGAGGGGGCAGAGAUGAAGCCCAUGGUGAGUGAAUGCGGUGGUGAAGGGGGUGUGACCAGGCGGAAAAGCUCAUCAGAGAUCGCAGGGUUGAGGGCGAGGCCACACCUGGUUGAGGGUGAAGAGUGGGAGGAGCUUCAGGAGUUCCAGGUGUACUACCUGCUUGUGGGGGUGCUGGUGGACUGGAUGCUGACGGAGCAGAGCGACUUCGUACUCUGUCUGAGUGAAGACGUCGUCCUCUUCCUUUGUAUCUACCUGCCCACCUCUACCCUCUUCCUGUUUGUCAGCCUGCUGCACACGCCGAGCUCCGCCCCCUCAGCCACUAAAUCAGCCGCCGUCUGCACUGCGUGCUAACACACCCAUGCUAACUGCUGCAUGCUGCCUGGAUGAACACGGUGCUUCACUGUCAUCAUCUUCAUCAUGGUUCCCCUGGAACUAAACUCAGUGACUUUGUCUUUUUAAGAGACUCAUUUUUCUAUUUUUGUACUUUUUUAUAGAUAUUAUUUUUAUAAAGUGAUGAAAGUUGCAGCUGAGUGUGUGUGUCUUUGUGUUUACCCUCCAUUUAUUCAUUCAUCGUCAGCCUUUCACUGGAGGAGGACUCCGCAGACCGCAGGCAUCUUCAUCCCCAAAUUCAGGUUCAAACAGCUAUCAGAAUCUGUGGAGCCACCGCUCAGAAAAUCUAUACGAAUAUUUAUUCAUAUUACAAAAGUUUAAUCUCAAAAAAAGCCUGGACCUAAAACCUUUUUGUGAGCUCUUCAUAAAAAUGUUUGGGUUUGUCUGCUGACUCCUCGCUCCUCAACAAGAAACCAUCCAGACUCCACUCAUGUCCACAUAGUUAAAGAGGCUGCAGGAUUUUAGAAGAAGUAGUAUAAAUACACAUCUAUUUUUAAUGGUAAAUAGAUAUUAUUCCUCCUAAAACGCCUUAAAAAUAUCAGAGUAGACAUUUCACUUCUCAAAUGAGAUGCUGUAAAUGGAUUUUGUAGUCAAGUUUUUCAUUUCAGUUGCAGAACAUUUUUAGCAAAUAAAUACCUAAGAUGAAAUUAAAAAAGUAAAAACAGUAUUAUUACCUGUAUUGUUUAUGCUGAAGUGUUGCCUCCAGGGUGCAGCCUUAUCAAUGUUCUUCCAUGAUCUCUGGGUGGGGCUUGUUUUGGAGUUUAGCUAAUAUUUUAGCAACAUGCUAACGAUUUUGGAUAAUUUGUUAUCUACUAAGGUUUUUAAAGGCUAAUUUAGAGUUCAGCUUCUAUUUAAGCAACAGGCUAAGUUUUUUUUUUACUAAUUUAGUUCACAAAAGAAUUUUACUCUAAUUUGUAGCUAGUAUUUAAGCAAUGUGCUAGCUUUUAGGGCUAAU
This is a messenger RNA of Oryzias melastigma (Indian medaka), 3663 nucleotides long. It is a transcript of the gene slc44a1b, whose product is annotated as solute carrier family 44 member 1b. The record is from RefSeq and is a predicted model, not a curated record. Gene Ontology annotation, cellular component: membrane. The coding region runs from base 360 to 2669 and encodes 769 amino acids. The transcript is spliced from 15 exons. Gene Ontology annotation, biological process: transmembrane transport. Lineage: Eukaryota; Metazoa; Chordata; Actinopteri; Beloniformes; Adrianichthyidae. Gene Ontology annotation, molecular function: transmembrane transporter activity.